Molecule: messenger RNA, 927 nt
Organism: Microdochium trichocladiopsis
Lineage: Eukaryota; Fungi; Ascomycota; Sordariomycetes; Xylariales; Microdochiaceae
Exons: 2
Coding region: 1-927 (308 amino acids)
Source: RefSeq, a predicted model, not a curated record
AUGCGGACAUUUCAGUACGCUCAGGGCUAUGACGGUUUGCAAGCCCCCCUGACCCUCAACAACUACAUGCACCGCCACGACGCCGCACGCCGCAAGGACAUCAUCGAUGAGAUCGAUCUUGGAGACAAUUUCGUCUGGAGGAUCGAUCUCGAUGGGAAAGGCGCCGUUCCUGGACAGCCGGCAGGUACACUUCGGAGCUCCAAUGGCAAGGACUCGAACGGAGACCCAUUGCAUUUCUAUUGCUGGCCUUACAAGCGCAAGGGCGCGGCACAGGUUUGGAACGGCCCUGUUUGCGACUCGGCAUUCGUGUGCAACAGGAAUGCGCACGAGCUCUUUUCGCCGGUGCUCGACGUGAGCAUUAGCAACGACCAGACUAGGCUUCGCCACAACGUUGAUGUCAACGACAAGAUCUACGGACUGCUCACGAAAUCCCUCGACGAGAACCCGAGAGGCGGCGGCAACUGCAAAGAGAUCGAGUACGAUAUCCCUAAUAGCGAUUGCAAAAUCCAAUUCGAAUGCAACGCUGCGUCACGGCUUCAGAUGGACGGUCUGCGUAAAUCUCUCAAGGUUAUAAGCCAAAACAAAAAGUUUGUUUAUGUGGAGGAGAAAGACGACGGCCAAUGGUCUCCCUGUCCAGUGGAGAACAUGGGGCGCCCAUGUCACCAGGUGUGGCAACCGCACAGAGAGAUCACCACCUUCCUCCCUGCUCAUGUCAAGAUGGUCUACUACGCGAACGACAAUAUGCAGGGAAUGCUCGAGUAUACUAUCACCUGCCCGGCGGACGCAUGUGGUUCAUGUGUCAACUCAGAGACCGCACAGGACGUCGUUGGUAGUGCUCUUGAGGAAGGACUUCAAGGCGUCAUUGGAGGUGCUGUCGAUGUCGCCGUCAGCUGUUUCUCCUCUGCCCUUGCAUGUGCUCUCUCGUAA